UUAGCUUUGUUUAGUGGUCUGGUUGGCCUCGGUUACCGCCAUAAAUACAUCAUCAAUCCUGCCAUUUGUUCUUCUCCCAUUUGGCCUCAUUUUUUCACGGUCAUAUAUUGCCCAUCUCAUCCAUUCAUCCUGCACUUGCCUCUCAACCUUGUCUUCCAUCUCUCCAUUGUUGGUACAUAGUUCCAUGUUGGGAGAACUGGAGGAAAACGGUCAGAAAGGAGAGGAGUUGGAUAAAGGGAAAAAGAUAGCAGAGGAAGAGGAUGAAGAAAUGAAAGAAAAUAGAGCUAUGGUUGAAAAGAGGCAGGAUAAGCUUUAUCCUGCUCCAUUGGUUUCCCAUCAGGAGGUUGUAAGGGACCGUUCUGUUUUCAUGGACAGCCUCCGGCAGUUCCAUGCUGCCAUGGGUACAAAGUUCAUGGUACCUGUGAUAGGAGGCAAGGAUCUUGACUUACAUCUCCUCUAUAUUCUAGUCACUCAGAAGGGGGGUAUUGAAAAGGUAAUUGUGGAAAAAAAGUGGAGGGAGGUGAUAUCUGCGUUCAACUUUCCUCGCACCACCACAAGUGCAUCUUUUGUACUUAGAAAGUAUUAUUUAAGUCUUCUACAUCAGUACGAGCAGGUGUAUUUCUUUGGAGCUCAAGGCCCUCUCAUAUCUCCAUCAGGUGGCCUCAUGGAUUGUUUACAAACAAAGACUCUCAAUAGAAAGCUUGAUCAAAAUGAAUCUGUUUUGGACCCGGCCAGAAGGAAGAGAACACUCUCAGCCUCCAGCUUUGUCUCUCAUCUCCUGCCUCCUAUGGGAAGCCAGCAAACAAUAGCUAAUGGCAAUGGGCUUGCAGCAUUUGCUUCCAUCCCUCUUGCUUCCGCUCAUGAGCAAGGUAGGCCGGCCGCAGGGAAAUAUAAUCUUCCAGUUACAGGAAGGAUCAUUGGAAAGUUCGAGCAUGGUUACUUUGUUACGGUGAACACUGGUUCGCAGGCCCUCCAUGGAAUACUAUAUCAUGCCCCUCAGCCUUCAGCCUCUUCCUCCAUAGCGAUUCAAAGCAAUGCUAUUGUCCCAUAUGCCCCCCAAACCCAAUCAAGGCGCAGGAAGAGGAGGCGCAGAAACCGUGACCCAGACCAUCCGAAGCCUAACAGAAGCGCCUACAAUUUUUUCUUCGCUGAGAAGCAUGCUAAACUGAAAGUUCUCCACCCUAAUAGGGAACGAGAUUUCAGCAAAAUGAUUGGAGAGGCCUGGAAUCAGCUCACUGAAGAGGAGAGAAAGGUGUAUGAUGAGCAUGGAAGGAGGGAUAAGGAAAGAUAUAGGAGAGAGAAACAGGAAUACAAGGAGAGGUUGAAGGUAGCACAAACAGAGGCAGUGAGUGCAAAAUUCACUUGGGAUAAGCCAUCCCAAGUGAAUUCUGAAGGUUGA
This is a messenger RNA of Phoenix dactylifera (date palm), 1399 nucleotides long. The record is from RefSeq and is a predicted model, not a curated record. NCBI's taxonomy places the organism in Eukaryota, Viridiplantae, Streptophyta, Magnoliopsida, Arecales, Arecaceae.